Messenger RNA from Racocetra persica, 618 nucleotides. The record is from the annotation of a GenBank genome assembly. Lineage: Eukaryota; Fungi; Glomeromycota; Glomeromycetes; Diversisporales; Gigasporaceae.
AUGGCUCUCGCACCUAAAUUUGCAGGCCACCGUUGGGGCGUAAGCACCGCACCUCACGUUUUGGAAGCUUACUUAGACUAUGUGUGCCCAUUUUCGGCUAAAUUGUUCUUGAGACUUCGAAACGAGGUGUUCCCUUUUAUCGAAGAAAAAUAUCCUGGACAAAUCCAAUUUUUGUUCCGUCAACAGGUGCAACCGUGGCAUCCAUGCUCGAGUAUUGUUCACGAGGCUGCCUUAGCCGUAGAAAGGAUUGAUAAAAGCCAAUUCUUGGAUUUUUCAGCUAAAUUGUUUGAAGUUCAGAAAGAGUAUUUUGACGAAUCUGUUCAGGCUCUCACUCGCUCACAGAUCAAUAACUCCCUGGCAAGACAUACAAACUUGUUUGGAAUAUCUUCUGAUCAAUUUAUAUCAUUGAUCGACAUCCCGACGGUUUCCAAUGCCUCUGAGGCUAAAAACAGUGGAAACCAAAUAAGUGCUGACCUUAAAUGGCACAUCAAGCUAGGUCGUCAAAACGGUAUUCAUGUCAGCCCGACUGUUUUAUUUGAUGGGCUUAUUGAUGAUAGUAUUAGUUCUAGCUCGACUCUUGUGCAAUGGCAAGAAUGGUUAGCUAAGAAGAUGACAUAA